UAGGAACUAGCCAAGUUUUGUGCUUGACAAUUGACAUCACUAAUUGCCAGUUUCAACAUUUCAAGUUGUUUGAAGCUUGGUAUUGUUGGUUAUAUUGCUAAUAAAUAAUAGAAAACAGUCAGCGAUUGUGCACAUUUUUGGUUUACCAAGAGCUUGUCGACUUGGGGAUCCCAAAUAUUUCACAAAAUCUGCCCUGAAGGCUGUUACUAGAACGAUUACCAGACCAUAUCAAGAUGGUGGAGGAGAAAACGAAGGAAACUGCGGUUGCUACCGAAGAAACAUCGGCUAAAACUGACGAACCUAAGACUGGGCCUAAAGAAUCAAAACAAGAGGUAACACCAACAAAAAAUGAAAAAAUAGAGAAAUUGGAUGACGAAAUCAAACUGGACCUUGGUGAUGCCACUUUGGUAUUAUCGGCCGAGGACGAGGUUGAAAUUGCUGCUCAAGCCACCGAAGAACUUAGAAAAUCCGAAUCCCCUGCUGUGAAGACCUCGCCAAAGGUUAAGGGCGGAAAAGAAACAAAGAGGAGCGUGUGGGUAUCAAACAUAUCAAAGGGCACCAAGGCGGCCGACCUAAAAAAAAUAUUCUCCGAAAAGUACAAAAUCGAAAGUGCGAAAAUAGUCACCAAUGGCAAGAGCCUGUUUGGCUAUAUUUGCUUGGAGUCGCUGGAACUGGCUCAGAAAAUGGUCAAAGACUUUAACGGAACAGCGCUGGAUGAUCGGAAGCUGGCUUUGUCGCUGUCCCGGCCUGAUUUGCGGUCCUCCUCGGCUGUGGAUAAUAAACGUGAUAAGGAAUCGAGGCCUCGAGUGUCCAAUGGAGUAAAGCGAACCGCGAGCAAUGCGAAGACAGAAACCUCAACGUCAGAGGACGGAAGGAAAGGAGACAGCAACGAUUCAGGAAAAGAUGCCAAACAGCCCGGAAAAGAAAAGGAAAAAGACGCCCGCGAUGAGGAAAAGCGCCGGCUUCAGGUGCGGCUACAACGUUCACAGGAAGAAUCCGAUCGUACCAUUAAGAACCUAAAAACGGAUUUCAAGCGGGUCACCAUCGAAUUGCAAAAUAAUAGGCGUCGUCUCACCGAAGCCACCCGCAAUCUGGACCAGGAGAAAGAGCGAAAAGUCAGCAUGCGACGCGAAAUUGAAGAAUUGAAGGCGCAACUGAAGUCCGAACGCAGAAGAUUCGAAGAGGAAAUCGAGCAGAUGGGGAAAAAACGGCGGUCGGAGGAAAAUAGAUACCAGGAGGACAGGGAAAUGUUAACCAGGGAGCUUAAUAAGUGCCGAGAAGUUCGGGAGUUUCUACAGAAGAAAAUUGAUGAUAUUGUGCCGGUGCGACAUAGCAGAAGUUCUCCGCGCAGAUCUGAUAGGGAAAGCGAUAAGGGCCAUCGGGGAAGAAUGGACAGUAGGGUAGGAGGUCGCAGUCCUCCACCUCCACCGAAAAUUAACCGGCGCUCCAGAAGCCCCCACACCUACAAAGGUGCCAAGAAGCCAAGAGUGGACAGUCAGUCCACUAAACCCAUAUCUUAUGGCAAUAGCCAUUAUGAGGCUCCGUCUCCCUACUCGGGAAGUUCAAAGUCGUUAUUGGGUAAUUACCCCCAUCCAGUUCCCUCCGGAGGAUCGGGCAUCUAUGUUAGUACAUCCUAUGUUAACCCGCAUAGGUAUAGUGGUUCCUCGUCUACAUAUCCUGGAUCUUUUUCGGUUGGUACCCCCACACCCUUAAUGUCUAGGCCGCUGGCCUAUCCAGACAUAAGAAGUUCUGGGAGUAGCCAACGCAAAUAUUAGUUGUUUUUAAUGGAACUCUGUGCAUCUUUGGAUAAUACUUUAUCGGGUUAUUUUUAACGUCUGCGUUGCAAGUUUAUGCAGGUCUUUAUCCAGUUGUUGAUCAGAGCGUAAGGAGUAUUUUUUGGAUCUAAUUUUCAUUUACUUCGGGAGCAUUUGGUUGAAUGUGCCAUUCAACCAAAUUCCUGAAUCAAUUCCUCUAAUUUCGUUCAGGUUCUCGUUUGGAAAUUUUUUCACUAAAACUAACCCAUAGUGUAGUUACUGUAAUGAUUCUAGGGGUUGAAGAUAUUGAUAGCGAUGUUUCGUUUUAUUAAAUUAGAUCAGAAUACAA
Molecule: messenger RNA, 2103 nt
Organism: Dendroctonus ponderosae (mountain pine beetle)
Lineage: Eukaryota; Metazoa; Arthropoda; Insecta; Coleoptera; Curculionidae
Product: scaffold attachment factor B1
Exons: 6
Coding region: 234-1775 (513 amino acids)
Biological process (GO): regulation of transcription by RNA polymerase II; regulation of mRNA processing
Cellular component (GO): nucleus
Molecular function (GO): RNA binding; sequence-specific DNA binding
Source: RefSeq, a predicted model, not a curated record